AUGGCAACCUAUUCAAAGACGAAUUUCCUCCAGUUGCUGGGCCUAUUCAGUUCUGGCGUCCUCGGACAGGCCUUGAAUAAGCCUGUUUUGUUCACUGAUGGAUUAUCCCCUCAUGUUGACAGUGUGUUUUUCCAACACUUGACACCAACUCAGAGUACAUGGGACCAAUGGGGCUGGGGAUGGAUUCCACAGGCUUGCUUGUCCGUUGUCCAAGGGACUCAAUUCAGCCCCUAUGACAUUGAAGUCUAUAAUGUUCACUACACCGAUUGCGCUAGUGCAGUCGUGAUGUGCCGACACAAUCAGGCUCAGAUGUCGAUCAUUAACAUGAUUGAUGCUUUCGGUCGCGUACCAAUUCAUGAUCGCCAGUGGACGCAGCACAUUCUUGCCCUCCCAGCGAGUUCCUGCAGUGCUGGUACGGGUGGUGCGGUGACUACGUUCUACGGUCCCUGUUAUAUUCCCUCCGUCUUUGUCCAUGAGUUGACCCACACGUUGGAUGCGUAUGUCAACGAUCAAACUGGGUCAACCGGUUCUGUUCAUGUGUACAGCACAACAUCUUCGUACCUAAACUCCGUCAACCAGGAUUCCUGCGUCCCCGACGGUUACGCAAACACCUCUCCCCAAGAAGACUACGCCCAAACAUCUGUGCUUGCUCUCUACGAAAAGGUCAACCCCGGAGGCCUCGAUCCUAUCGGAAACUGGCGUUGCUUGGUCAACGCCAAGAAUAACCUCGACAGCAUCAUUGGUCAAGAAUUGACUCCCGGUGGCAGCUGCACUCACCGUUGGGCUGAUUCAGCCAUUGUUUGCAUGGGCCCUGCAGCAGGCUGCGCCUCAUCCAAGAGAGGCUUUUCUACCAGAAGGGGCGCGCGGGUCGCAGGCCCGAAGCCAGAACCCGCUAACAAGAAGGGCGACCCAUUGGUUAGUAACCUCACGCCUGACCUGGCCAGUGCUGUUAAUGCGAAGAUUGAUGACUUUUCGCAUUUGGUGAGCAACCACACUGCUGGCAUCGAGGCGACGAUCAGGAUCAAUGCCUGGAACAAGGCAGCAGGCAAGAAGACGGUGCCUGUUCCAAACGCUUAA
Messenger RNA from Trichoderma breve, 1077 nucleotides. RefSeq lists its product as uncharacterized. The coding region runs from base 1 to 1077 and encodes 358 amino acids. Lineage: Eukaryota; Fungi; Ascomycota; Sordariomycetes; Hypocreales; Hypocreaceae. The transcript has 3 exons. The record is from RefSeq and is a predicted model, not a curated record.